This is a messenger RNA of Magallana angulata, 1233 nucleotides long. RefSeq lists its product as uncharacterized. Lineage: Eukaryota; Metazoa; Mollusca; Bivalvia; Ostreida; Ostreidae. The record is from RefSeq and is a predicted model, not a curated record. The coding region runs from base 96 to 1028 and encodes 310 amino acids. The transcript has a single exon.
UGUAAGAAGUGCCAUUACACCAGUCACCGUGAAAAGCUGUACGAGGAAGUCAGUCGAUCAGGAAGGGACGGAGAGCCGCACAGCUUAAUGUUGCCAUGGCUGUCGGCCACUUGGGUACCAGCCUUAUAACAGAGGGUAUGCGUGGAAUGCUUCUUGGCGCAAACAUCGAACCAGCAUCAGCCACCAACACUCAUCAGACCUGCAACAAAGUAGGCAAAAUCGUCACUGAUGUGAACAAAAAUAGCAUGAAGAAAAUAAGGCAGGAGAUUCAAGAGCUUAACGAGAAAUGUGGACUUGCCAAUACACCUAUAAGAGCGGAAGGAGAUGCCCGGUAUAACAAUGCCACCUUCAGUGCGAUAGGGAGAACAUUCCAAGCUGCCACACAAGUGCCAUACACGUUAAGUGAAAAUGUUACCAAGAAGAACAAUGUUGUGGCAGUGUUUUGUGGCAAUAAACUGAUCAAGAAAGGCACCUAUCUUAGAGCCAAGGGAAAGGAAGUUACCUGCCCCGGACAUGAAGGCUGCACUGCAACCAUGCUUCCAGAGACCACCAUUGGAGACGAAAACAGAUGGGCUGCGGAAUGCAUCGGUGAGCUGCAAAGUGAUGACCGUCCACUCAUCAUUUCCCAUUUCACCAGUGAUGGAGAUAGUGCUGCUGCUUCCGGUGCAUCAGAAAAGCAAGGGCAUAUGAUUGAAAACCUCAAAGACCUGCGCCACUUCUUUGACUCUCAGAGAAAACAGACUGAUAAAGCUCCAUUCAGCAGUCACAUGUUUCCUGGAAGAACAAAAGCUAUGAGAGAAUCCAUGCAGAGGAGAUUUGCCCUGGACCUGAAGCUUAAUUGCAGGACCGAGUACGAAAACUGCUACAAACACUACUCCGGUGAGAUACCUUUGAUGAAACGGGCCAUGUCAACCGCUGUCCGUUCCAUCAUCAGCUGCUACCAAGGACAGUGCGGAAAGUCCUUCCUUCUCCUGUCGCGGACUCAAAAACAACAAGUGGAACUCUUCAGUGUUGCCUCGUUACUUUGAAUUAAGCAUGACAGAAGAAGACAUGUGCUUGUUAAAAGACUGUAUAAAUCUGACUUUGGGACCUAAUAAUCUUGAUAGAAAUAAAUAUCACACUUGUUCACAAAAAUCUGAAUCUGUUAAUAGGGCAUAUUUAAUCAAAUCCAAAAUGUAUUACAAGUAGUAGAAAUUUUGGAAGUAGAAUACAUAAAGUUGUGCACUCACUCAA